UAUUGCUUUUUUUGUCCACAGUACGGCUUGGUCGCGGAAGAGGAGACACUCCUUCUCUUAUGAAAACAUUGAUAAUUUGGCAUUCGACAUUUUACAUAUGGCUGCACUCUGAUUUGCAAUUUCUGCGGAAAUGAAAAUGAAAAUUUAGUGAGUGUGAUAGCUUCAGAUACAAGAUAGGAUUAGGAUACCUCAAUAUGGUGAGCUACCCAUAUCAUACUUUAUGGAUAGAUAGCGUGAUGUAGUUUGUACAGUUGAAACAAUCUUGAUUCAAUUGUUUAGCGUUUGGUCUUGGCAAUAGCUACAGUAAUUGGUGAUUUACUUGAUCUAAGUCGUCACGAGUGCAAGGCAGUUGCAAAUACCUGGAGGCAUGGCCCAGUGGGAGAGACUGCAGCAGCUGGACCCGCUGUAUCGGCAGAAGGUCCAUGAGCUGUAUGACGGGGAUGAGUUGCCAAUGGAUGUACGCCACUAUCUAGCCCCCUGGAUUGAGAGUCAAGAGUGGGAUCGUGCGGCGGUGGAUCAACAAUUGGCUGUGGUCCUCUUUCAGGUCCUCCUGGAGAACCUGGACAACCAGUACAGCCGCUUCAUGCAGGACGGGAACAAGGAGAGCUUUGUGUUGCAGUGCAGUUUCCGAAGAUUCAAGCAGAACUUCCAGAGGUACCAGGAGGACCCGUAUACUCUGGCUCGUAUCAUCCAGUGGUUCCUGACCAAAGAGAGAGAGAUUCUACACAUGGUGGAGCUGCCUGACCAGGUGCAGGCGUUGCAGGUUCAGCAGGACUGCAUGGAGACGGACCGGGAGCGCAACAUGCUGAAGAAGGUGGAGGAAGUGCGGCACAAAGUGCAGGUGAUGGACCACACUGUGAAGUGUUUGGAAGAGCAGCAAGAUGAGUUUGACUUCAAGUACCAGACCCACACCAUGGAAGGAACUGUAACUCCUGAAGACCAUAAGGUAUUGCAAGUGAUGCUCAACCGCUUGGAUCAGUCCCGCAAGUCUCUGCUGUCCAACUUGACAGCUCUGCUGACCCUGAUGGAGGAAGUGAUGUCGCUGCUGGUGGAAGAUGAGCUUGUGCAGUGGAAACGGAGACAACAGAAGUCCUACAUCGGAGCCCAAGAGGACACAAGUCUGGAGAAACUUGAGCUAUGGUUCACAUCAAUGGCUGAGGGUAUGUUCCAGAUCCGAGAGUUCCUGCAGAAGCUCGAGGAGUUGUCUGGAAAAGUGACCUAUGAGAAGGAUCCUGUCUUAUCCCAGAAGCCUUUGCUGCAGCAACGGGCUGAUAGCAUCCUUACCAUGCUGCUCAAGAGUGCCUUUGUGGUGGAGACUCAGCCCUCUAUACCGCAGGGGAAGGGCCCUCUUGUGCUACGCACCAAUGUGCAGUUCUCAGUCAAGUGCAGGUUCCUUGUGAAGGUCCCAGAGCUGAAUCACUCCAUGCAGGUGACAGUUACUAUGGACAAGGAUGCGCCUCAGGUGAAAGGGUACCGGAAGUUCAAUGUGCUGGGCACGGCGACCAAGGCCCUGAACAUGACGGAGAGCAUGCAGGGGGGCAUGGUGGCGGACUUCAGGCACCUGACGCUCAAGGAGCAGAAGGUGGGAGCAGGAGGGAAAGGCAUCAGUGAUCUCUCUCUGAGUGUCACAGAGGAGCUCCACGUCAUAAACUUUGAGACCGAGUUUAACCAUAAUGGCCUGUCGGUUAAGCUAGAGACCUCCACCAUCCCGGUUGUUGUGAUCUCAAACUCCAGUCAGCAGCAGAGUGCCUGGGCCUCUGUGCUGUGGUUCAACAUGCUGUGUUCUGACCACAAGAAUGUGCUGUUUUUUGCCAACACAACGCCAGCCCCUUGGCCCAAGGUAGGGGAGAUGCUGAGUUGGCAGUUUCUGUCAGCCGCCGGAAGAGGCCUAGACAAGGAUCAGCUGGGCAUGAUCGCUCAGAAGCUGUUUGGAAAGCAACAGAGCUACGAUGAUUGCACCAUCUCCUGGGCCAGGUUUAGCAAGGAAAAUGUGGCAGAGAACAGCUUCUCCCUCUGGGUAUGGCUGGACGGCAUCCUGACCCUGGUGAAGACCUACCUGGCCGAGAUCUGGAAAGACGGCUCGGUAGUGGGGUUCAUCAGUAAGGGCAGGGAGAAGACUCUUCUCAAGAAGAAGCUGGACGGCACCUUCCUGCUGAGAUUCAGCGAGAGUAUCAAAGAUGGAGGAGUCACCUUCAGCUGGGUGGAGACAGACUUGCAGGGUAACAGAAAUGUGCGGAGUGUUCAGCCGUUCACCAAGACGGAUAUGAGUCAGAUCCCGUUCGUGGAGAUCAUCCGGAACUUCCAGAUCUUGGAGGCAGGGAACAUUCCGGAGAACCCACUCCGCUACCUUUAUCCCGAUAUUCCCAAAGACAUGGCAUUUGGGAAAUAUUACACAGAGAAGGGUGGAGAGGACAGUCCAUACUUCAAAUACAUCAAGACCAAGUUGAUGUUUGUGUCCAAAGAGAGCGGGACUGAGGGCAAACAGCCAAUGAACAGUCUGUGUUUGCAGCACUGCGAUGAGGUCACAGCUCCUGAUGAUCCUCUCGCCGACUCCAUGGACAAGUUCCUCAACUGUGUCGGGGAGACGCCUCUGCUGAGUGGUGGUUUGGCAGACAUAAAUGACGCAGAACUGUUGCAGAAGUUUCUCAAUGACCCAAAUAUGCUGGAAGGGAUGAAUCUGCCAGACAACAGCCUGCCGGAUCUCAUGCUCAGCCAACUAGUUGAAUAAACCUGCAUAGCAUAGCAUAGCAUAGCAUAGCGCCUUGUUUUAGCCAAACAUGCACCUUUUUUUUUAACUUGACCCAAUCUCCAUGUCAGAUAUCAGGAGCUCCAAACUCCCCUCAGAGCUCCUGAUAUCUGACAUGGACAUUGUCAAAUGUCCACCUUUAAUAAUUGUUAGUAGAGGGGAAUGUGGUGUAGCACUCCUUAGCUGGGGUGGCAGCAAAACUGUGUGCAUUGGCAAUUCAACCCCCUUCUAUUAGUAUUUACUGAUGAUUUGCUAGGAGUAACGAGUCCCAAUAAGGCACUUUAUCUAAAUUAGGGAGUAUUGAAAGCACUUAACACAAGGCCCAAACGAUGGCUUCAUUUCAGAAUCUUCUAGGACCUGUUUUUCAUCCCCAUCAGUCUCAGAUUGCAAUCUUUUCUCAAACGAGAUCUUCUUUUUUAGUUAAUGUAUGAGAAAGCAGCCUUUAGAGUCCUAUUUUUUCCUCACAAUCUGACUAUUUGGUUUUGUAUUGACAGCUCAUUCAUUUGACCCAAAGAAUUCAAGGGGUUUUGUUUGUUUUGUAGUGUAGUUCUUACCAGCUAAACGUUAUAUGUUUGGUAUUUCUUGGUUAUUAUUCGUACAAUUUUAUUUGCAUUCAUUGUGGUCUGCGUCCAUAUGUAUCCAUUCAUUAACGCUUGUGUUUUGAGCAUCAUAUAUAAAAUGUGACCGAAAGGGGAAUGGCAUAUUAAGACAAACUACUAGCUUGGUGUCAUCAGGCCAGAGGUUUAUGUCCGUACUUCAGAGAGUGAAAGUCCUACCACAUAUUUAUUUGAACCAUUCACUUUAGCCAGGUAUAUCAGCUGAUUGGCAAUGUCACCUGUAUUAAGUACACAGGCAAGGAAUACAUGGCAGGACUUUUGUUUUCUGAUUCCAGGAUGUUCACCUAUCAGAUACAUGUUGAAUUAGUGAGUAUUUGGUGAAUCUAGUAAUCCCGUGAGAAUAUAGUGAAUUUUAGUAAUCCUGUGAGAAUAUAGUGAAUUUAGUAAUCCCGUGUAAGAUGUGAACAAUAAGCAGCCGAGUCCUGAGAUGGAAUUGGAUCAAUUCCCACUGCUGUUCUGAUCACCCCUCUAAAACUUGUGGCCAGUGAGGAUGACUACCAUCCUUUCUGCCGAGACUAUUUGGAUUGGUUAGUGUGAAAAUCAGCGUCCAGGGUCAUUUUCAUUGUGCAUGCAAACACUAAGGACAUCCUAUAAAUGUGGCGACAUUUCUGCAUACAUAGUUAUCAUGCUCAUACAUAAUCUCAGCUGCCAUGGUAAGAAGUUUUGAAAAUACAGUUUAUGCUGCUGGGUAGUAACACCGCAGUGUUGACGUUAUUAGAAUUACGAGAAUGAGAUUUGAAUCCCCUCAUGAACUUAGCUUCUGCUGAUUUGUAAGUGCACUAUGACAUAUUGCAUCUUGGCACCUGUAGUACAUGUCAGACUUGAAUGUCGUUUCACUGCAUAGCCAGUCUAAAAGUCUUUUGCGCUUUUUCUGGGCUUGGUUAGAGAAAGUAAAAUCUAAAAGUUUGAAACUUUUGGUACUCGACCAGUUUCCCCAAUAUGUCAAUAUUACAGUGGCAAAACAGUAAUCCCGUAAUUGAUGAAAACAAAUAUGUCUUAACUAUGCACUUUUAAAAGAAAAUAAAUGACCAUAUUUGUAAUGCUACUGUAUGUAUUUUAAGAUGCAAUGUUGACUUCUAUGGUACACUUUUGUGCUCAAUUCUUUGAUUAAAUGACUGGACACAAGCUAUGAUGUUGAAGCUUGUAAGUGCACAAGUUGUCUCCUGUAUUACCCAAUGCAAACAGUUUGACCAUAACUGUUGUGUGUGACUUGGAAAAAAGGCCAUCAUAAGAACUUGUAUUCUAUUCUUUAUGUAAAUAAAGUCUCCCAUGUAGAA
Sardina pilchardus (European sardine) is the source of this 4640-nucleotide messenger RNA. It is a transcript of the gene stat2, whose product is annotated as signal transducer and activator of transcription 2. The coding region runs from base 368 to 2728 and encodes 786 amino acids. Gene Ontology annotation, molecular function: DNA-binding transcription factor activity, RNA polymerase II-specific; RNA polymerase II cis-regulatory region sequence-specific DNA binding. Lineage: Eukaryota; Metazoa; Chordata; Actinopteri; Clupeiformes; Clupeidae. The record is from RefSeq and is a predicted model, not a curated record. The transcript is spliced from 24 exons. Gene Ontology annotation, biological process: cell surface receptor signaling pathway via JAK-STAT; regulation of transcription by RNA polymerase II; regulation of cell population proliferation.